Gossypium raimondii (Peruvian cotton) is the source of this 1879-nucleotide messenger RNA. RefSeq names its product aspartyl protease family protein 1. Gene Ontology annotation, molecular function: aspartic-type endopeptidase activity. The transcript has 10 exons. The record is from RefSeq and is a predicted model, not a curated record. Gene Ontology annotation, biological process: proteolysis. Bases 141 to 1688 code for a protein of 515 amino acids. Lineage: Eukaryota; Viridiplantae; Streptophyta; Magnoliopsida; Malvales; Malvaceae.
UUUAUUUCCUUUUCAAACCUUCCUUUUUUCUUAAGCUUAACUCCCAAACACCUAAAUUUUAUUUUUUUUCCUCCAGAUUCCUAUUUUUUUUGUGGUUGGUAACGACGGCCAAACUUAGAGUACAGCAAAAGUUUUCAGACAUGAGAGAGCUUAGUAGUUACAGUUGUGUGUUGUUGUUAGUGGUGUUGGCAUUAAGCGCCGGAAGUUGUUACGGAUUCGGUACCUUCGGGUUUGAUAUCCAUCAUAGGUAUUCGGAUCCGGUUAAGCAAAUCCUGGCCGUUGAUGAGUUACCGGCGAAGGGAAGUCCGGAAUUUUACAGUGCUAUGGUUCACCGUGAUAAAAUAAUCAAGGGCCGUCGACUGGCGACGGCUAAUGAUCAGACGCCUGUUACGUUUCUCGACGGGAACGAAACUUAUCGAUUGGAUGACUUGGGAUUUUUGCAUUACGCGAAUGUAUCAAUAGGGACGCCUGCUGUGUCCUUUUUGGUGGCGCUAGACACCGGCAGCGAUCUAUUCUGGUUGCCAUGCGAUUGCUCCAAAUGCGUGCGAGGCCUCAAGACAUCCGAUAAUCAGAUGAUAGAAUUUAACAUCUAUAGCCUUAAUUCCUCCAAUACAAGCUCCAAAGUUCCCUGUAGCAGCGCCCUGUGUGAACAACAAAAACAAUGUUCUUCACCUCAAAGUAAUUGCCCUUAUGAAGUUCUCUAUCUCUCUAAUGGCACUUCUUCUACUGGGGUCUUGGUGGAGGAUGUCUUGCACUUAACUACAGAUGAAGAUAAAACCAAAGCCGUCGAAGCUAAGAUUACAUUCGGUUGUGGGCAGACUCAGACUGGAUCAUUCUUAAAUGGUGCUGCUCCUAAUGGUCUUUUCGGGCUUGGUAUGGACAAUGUCUCUGUUCCUAGCAUAUUAGCGAAUGAAAAUCUUGCUUCGAAUUCUUUUUCUAUGUGUUUUGGAGUUGAUGGGGUUGGAAGAAUCACUUUUGGUGAUAGGGGCAGCUCAGGUCAAGGAGAAACACCAUUUAAUCUCAGGCAAUCCCACCCCACUUACAAUGUCAGUAUCACUCAAGUAAAUGUUGGAGGAAAUACUGCAGAUCUUGAUUUCAAUGCAAUUUUUGACUCCGGUACCUCGUUUACAUACUUGAAUGACCCAGCUUAUACACUUAUUUCUGAGAAUUUCAACAAUUUUGCCACAGAGAAGCGGCAUACAUCUAAUUCUUCCGGCCUUCCCUUUGAAUAUUGUUAUGACCUAAGUGCAAAUCAAACCAGCUUUAAUUACCCUAUUGUGAAUCUGACAAUGAAAGGUGGAGACUAUUUUUUUGUUAAUGAUCCAAUAAUAGUGAUUUCCUUGCAGGGUGGAGAUGUAUACUGUUUAGGUAUUGUGAAAAGUGACAAUGUGAAUAUUAUUGGACAAAAUUUCAUGACCGGUUAUCGGAUAGUUUUUGAUCGUGAGAGGAUGGUGCUGGGCUGGAAAGCAUCCGACUGUUAUGAUAUAGAGGCCUCGAACACUUUACCAGUGAACCCACCAACUGCAGUCCCUCCAGCCAUUGCUGUGAAUCCUGAAGCCACAUCAGGGAAUGCUAAUAAUACAAACAUUUCAGGGGCGUCACCAUCCAUUACAAGUCCAUCACGCCACCUCAAAACAUUGUUUUACGCACUUACAUUUGCUCUCAUUCCAUUUUUUGCUUUGAUUUAAAUCAUUCUUUUACGUCAGAGCACCCCCACCUUAGCUUGUACCAUAGAUACUGUUUUAGGUUUACAGGAAAGGAAAGCAUUUUUAUACUUUACGUCAUAGCUACACCUACACGUGGUUGUAAAUAUGUUUUGAUUUUAAGAUACCAUUGAUAAUAAUAUUAUAGCAUUGCUUAUAUUUCUUAAGUUAUAAAA